GUAGUGUCAUGUACCUUGUGUUGAAAAGUAUMCAAUGUAAAUAUUAUGUGAAAUAAUCCAAAUAUGUUCGUAAGUAAGAGAAAGGGUAAAAAUCAUAAGUGAAGAAGAUAAAAUAAAAAAAUAAAAAAAAAGACAAAGAGUGAAAGACAAAAUAGAAACAGAAAAGAAAAUUCGCCUGCGUUUUACCAGGACAGCAGACAUCGCAAUCGGGGCUUGCGCAAAUGCGUCUUGCCCAAAUGCGUCUUGCCCAUUUCGCGGUCGAUUCGAACUACAAACUUGUUGAUUUUGGCUUUAUUAGAGAAAUCCCUCUCAGAUUUAACCACCCUUAAAGUUUUCUGGGCUUUUUUUAACCUUUAGAAGAUGUGGUACUCAUGAUAUAUCUUCAGCACUAGGCAAUUUUGGUGUUUCUUCGUUAAAACAAGUAACGGAUGUCGAGAGGGGUAAUACGAUAGCAGAGGCGAAAACGUCGAUUUGGAGAUGUUUUCAAUCGGGGACGAUGAGCUUGACAUGGAUUUGGAUGAUGAGGAGUUUCUCUUGGCUGCAUGUGGAAUUCCUCCUGUUAGCACUAACURCACARCAACAAACAAAUCUGGAGGGAUUUCCAGCUCAACCUGUAAAAGCAACACAUCUGUUGAAAAUGCAUCUAGACUUUCAACAUGUUCAAGGACUCCAUUAAAUCCACUGAAAAAUACCUUGACACCCCAUGGAAACAAGAUGCCAGCAAGCUGUGGAGAUGGUUCUUACAAGGUUCCACAGCAAAUAAGAUCUUCUGCUCUAAAUAAUACUAGCAAUAGAACUAUACAAACAUUUAAUUUGAACUCAAACAUGAACCAAGGCAAAAACAGUGAACCUGGUCCACCAAGUAAAAAAAUUGCCUUGAGUAGUAAAGAUGAUUUUGGGAAUAAUUCUCAAGGUGAUAUAUCCAACUUCAGUCAAAACAGAAAUAUCAAUAAUGAUCAUGAUAAACAUUUACAUACAAAGUCUUCGGACAAAAAUAAUAGCAAUGGUGCAYCACAGRCUUCAACAAGAGACUCUAGUCCUCCUACAUCUAGCAYWUCUUAUGAUCAUAACAGACAAAAUAUGCCAUUUACUAAGACUUUAACACAGUCUACAACAGUAUUCAUGACCCCUAAUCAAAAAGCAACCAAACACUUUUCUCCAAGAGAUGGAGAAAUUCUUAGUAGAUCUUUUAAUAGUGAUGUUGAUGUUACACCAUCAAGAAAAUCAGCAAGAAAAUUUCCAGGGCCUGCUGGAUUGUUACCUAAAUUAAWUGCUGGCCAAUCAUUAGAUGAAUUGUCAGUAAAAUUAUCUCCAGCUCCAUCAACAUCUAGACUAUCACCAAACAACAUCCAAAGACCUGUGAGUCCUUGCCAGUCACAAGAACCGUCAGAAGAUGAAGAGUUUAGCAGAGAACCAUGGAUUGGCAUGUUCAAUGAAUAUAAACAAAAUGUGCCUGCUUUAAUGAGAUACACUAUACUUCAAGUUAUUUCAGAGGCUGCUGGUCAGCGCCUUAAGUAUGGUAAAGUCCCAUCWCUUUGUGUCCUGGUUAAGACAUCAUCACCUACAGAAACAGACUCUAGUAUUUUUCUAAAGGAUCCAACAGGUGAAAUUCAUGGUACACUACACAAGAAGGUUUUAGAGGAGUAUCCAUCAGAAUUAGGGCCUGGGGCUGGAAUCAUUUUAAAACAGGUGUCAGUCUUCAGUCCAUCACCAAGGAAACAUUACUUGAAUAUCACACCAGGAAAUAUCAUUCAUAUCUACCCACCUGAUCCMAGUCAUGUCAGCUCUAGUCAGCCUUUGGCAUCUCAAGGAACACAACCAGUGAAGACAAGUCCUCAGCAAAGAAUUUCCACACCUGAACCAGAAAUUUUUGUUGAGAAGAAGUCCUCAGAUGACAAAGUUGAAGAAAGUUCAACGCAAGAAUCACAGGAUUUUAAUGAUUUACUUGAAGGACUAGAUGAUGAAGAUGAUGUCUUGGAUUCAGAUUUACUGGCCAUGUAUUAGUGAACAUAUUCAAAAAUU
Molecule: messenger RNA, 2022 nt
Organism: Exaiptasia diaphana
Lineage: Eukaryota; Metazoa; Cnidaria; Anthozoa; Actiniaria; Aiptasiidae
Exons: 11
Coding region: 478-2004 (508 amino acids)
Biological process (GO): recombinational repair
Source: RefSeq, a predicted model, not a curated record